AUGAAAACAUUUAGAGAUUUUAAAAAAAAAAUAAAAAAUAAUAAUAAUAAUAAAAAUAAUAAAAAUAAUAAUAUUAAUAAUAAUAACAGUAAUAAUAAUAAAAAUAAUAAAAAUAAUAAUAAUAAUAAUUCGAAUAAUAUAUAUACACCAAGUAUUUCAAUAAUUGAUAAUUAUGAUACAUUAUGUUCAACGCCACAAAAUUUGAAAUCAAAUUUAAAAAAAAAUUUAAAUAUUAAUAAUCAAGAAUUUAUAACAUCAAAUAUUUUAGAAAUUGAUUGGAAUACAAUAAUAGAUAUUGAAAUUAUAGAUUUUGGAAAUUCUAUAGUUUGUUUAUUAGUUACAUUAUCAAGUGAUAAUUUACAUUUUAAUCAAAUUUUAAUAAAAUCAACACCAACUAUUGCACAAGAAUGUUAUGCAUCAGUUUUACAAAAUAUUUUAAAAUUACCAAUUUUAGAUUUAAGAUUAUUAGAAAAAAAUAAUGAAUUUUUAGAAAUGUCUUCAAAUUUAUUAGAUUUUUCAAAAGAUGAUCAAUUUUUAAAUGAUUUUAUAAAAUCUGAAUUUGAAAAAACAUUUUUUUUAAUAAUGGAAUUUAGACAAAAUGGUAAAAAAUUUAAUGAAUUAAAUCAUAAAGAAUAUUUUUCAGGAUACAAAGGUCAAGAAAAAUUUAAACAACUUGGUAAAAUAAUAGCGUUUGAUAUAUUUUGUAAUAAUUUUUGUAAAACAAAUAUAGCAGGAGAUGAUAGUUCGAUUUACUUUUCAAAUAUAAUAUGUUACGAAACACCAAAUAAAAAUGGAUGGUAUUUUUCAUUAAUAAAUUCAAAUAUAAGUUGUUUAAAUAAUAGUUUAUUCACAAUUGGUUAUAGAUAUCAUAUGAAUAGUUUAAAAUUAUUAUUGUUUUCAAUAUUUCAAAAUCCAAGUACCGAAUCUUUUCAAAUUAGAAUGAUGAGAGAACAUCUCUUAAAAAAGUUAAAUAUAAAGUUACCAAAAUCAUCGGCAGUUUACAUUCAAAAAGGUAUUGCAAAAGGUAUAAAAUCAAUUGUAAAUUAUAUAAAUUAUCCAUUAUUAGAAAAUACAAAAGAUAAAGUUAAAAAUAUUGUUAGUUGCGAUAAUUAUAAUAUUUGGAAAAAAGGUAUUGAUUCAAUUCAUUGUCCAUUUCUUUUAGAUGUCCUAAAUGAAAUUGAAAUUGAAAUUUCGAAUCGUAGAGAAAAAGUUUAUUUUGUUAAAAUUUAA
Messenger RNA from Dictyostelium discoideum AX4, 1230 nucleotides. RefSeq lists its product as hypothetical. The transcript has 2 exons. Lineage: Eukaryota; Evosea; Eumycetozoa; Dictyosteliales; Dictyosteliaceae. The coding region runs from base 1 to 1230 and encodes 409 amino acids. The record is from RefSeq and is a predicted model, not a curated record.